GGGUCUAGACGCUGUGAAGCAGGAGGCACUUGGGAUCGUCCGCAGGAUUGGGACUGCUACAGAGGCCGCCACGGAGCCCGCCGGAGCCACCGUUCCUACUGCUGCUGCUGCCGCUGCCCGAGUCGGAACUGUCGGGCCGCAGCCGCCGGCAAUGCCGCGAAGGAAGAGGAAUGCAGGCAGUAGUUCAGAUGGAACCGAAGAUUCCGAUUUUUCUACAGAUCUCGAGCACACAGACAGUUCAGAGAGUGAUGGCACAUCCCGGCGAUCUGCCCGAGUUACUCGCUCUUCAGCCCGGCUGAGCCAGAGUUCCCAAGAUUCCAGUCCUGUUCGAAAUUUGCAAUCUUUUGGCACUGAGGAGCCUGCUUAUUCUACCAGAAGAGUGACCCGUAGUCAGCAGCAGCCUACCCCGGUGACUCCGAAAAAAUACCCUCUUCGGCAGACUCGUUCGUCUGGCUCAGAAACUGAGCAAGUGGUUGACUUUUCAGAUAGAGAAACUAAAAAUACAGCUGAUCAUGAUGAGUCUCCACCUCGAACUCCAACUGGAAAUGCCCCUUCUUCUGAGUCUGAUAUAGACAUCUCUAGCCCCAACGUGUCUCAUGAUGAGAGCAUUGCCAAGGACAUGUCCCUGAAGGACUCAGGCAGCGAUCUCUCUCAUCGCCCCAAGCGCCGUCGCUUCCACGAAAGCUACAAUUUCAAUAUGAAGUGUCCUACUCCAGGCUGUAACUCUCUAGGACAUCUUACAGGAAAACACGAGAGACAUUUCUCCAUCUCAGGAUGCCCGCUCUAUCAUAACCUCUCAGCAGAUGAAUGCAAGGUGAGAGCACAGAGCCGGGAUAAGCAGAUAGAAGAGAGAACGCUGUCUCACAGGCAAGAUGACAACAGGCACGCAACCAGGCACCAGGCACCAACAGAGAGGCAGCUGCGAUAUAAGGAAAAGGUGGCUGAACUCAGGAAGAAAAGGAAUUCUGGGCUGAGCAAAGAGCAGAAAGAGAAAUACAUGGAACACAGACAGACCUAUGGGAACACUCGGGAACCUCUCUUGGAAAACCUGACUAGCGAGUAUGACUUGGAUCUUUUCCGAAGAGCACAAGCCCGGGCUUCAGAGGAUUUGGAGAAGCUAAGGCUGCAAGGCCAAAUCACAGAGGGGAGCAACAUGAUUAAAACAAUUGCUUUUGGUCGUUAUGAGCUCGAUACGUGGUACCACUCUCCCUAUCCCGAAGAAUACGCGCGCCUGGGACGGCUCUACAUGUGCGAAUUCUGUUUGAAGUACAUGAAGAGCCAAACGAUACUCCGCCGACACAUGGCUAAAUGUGUGUGGAAACACCCACCUGGCGAUGAGAUCUAUCGGAAAGGCUCCAUCUCCGUGUUUGAAGUGGACGGCAAGAAAAACAAGAUCUACUGCCAAAACCUGUGCCUGUUGGCCAAGCUUUUUCUGGACCACAAGACGUUAUAUUAUGAUGUGGAACCCUUCCUGUUUUAUGUUAUGACAGAAGCGGACAACACCGGCUGUCACCUGAUUGGAUAUUUUUCCAAGGAAAAGAAUUCAUUCCUCAACUACAACGUGUCGUGUAUCCUCACCAUGCCUCAGUACAUGAGACAGGGCUAUGGCAAGAUGCUCAUCGAUUUCAGUUACUUGCUUUCCAAAGUGGAAGAAAAAGUCGGCUCCCCGGAACGUCCCCUCUCCGACCUGGGGCUCAUAAGCUAUCGCAGUUACUGGAAAGAAGUGCUUCUCCGUUACCUGCAUAAUUUCCAAGGCAAAGAGAUUUCUAUCAAAGAAAUUAGCCAGGAGACAGCUGUGAAUCCUGUGGACAUUGUCAGCACUCUGCAAGCCCUUCAGAUGCUCAAGUACUGGAAAGGAAAACACCUAGUUUUAAAGAGACAGGACCUGAUUGACGAGUGGAUAGCCAAAGAGGCCAAAAGAUCCAACUCCAAUAAAACCAUGGAUCCAAGCUGCUUAAAAUGGACCCCUCCCAAGGGCACUUAAAGUGACCUGUUACUCUGAGCCAGCGAACCCCAGCAGUAGGAAUCCGUACCCUAGGGAUCUGUCUGUCAUUUCUGUUGCUCUUGUGAUUGGCAAGUACAGUAUCCUUUGGGAAGGCCAUCCCCCUCAGGACUGUCCUGGCUCCGACCCUCGUGUUCACUGCAGACGCUGGUUCUGAGGAACUGCUGUUUCGGCCUCAGUGAGGUUGCCUGGAUGGGAUCUCUGUUAGACUUGAGAGCAGAUCCCUCGUAGCACUGACCCAAGGUGUUCUGUUUGGUACUGUACCUGUCCAGUCACUGGUUCUCCUCAUGUCCUCUAGCCCCACGAGGUUGUGUUGUGUCUUCUAAACUUUGUACUAGUGCUUCUUGCUGCCGGGUCACCAGACUUCCAGACCAUGGUUUGCCACCACCAGGACCUUUCCAGUUCCUCCUUACAUGUGGUUUUUUGGGGGGUGGGGGGAGAGCAGGGAAGAGGUAACAUUUCUGACUCUGUGUACUGGGAGGGGUCCAUUCCCUUCGGAGUUUAGCUCACUUUAAAUUUUUUUUCCACCAUUUUUAUUGAAAGAGGCCGGGUUUUGAUCAGUGUCAAGCUUACAAGAGACCAGUAUUUUUUUUAGCCUCUCCCAGGGACUCGUCUUGGCAACUGCACAUAAUUUAUCCGAAUGAAAUGGAGAGGAGAAUUGACAGGUGGUGAUUCUGUACUUUGAUUUGAGUUUACCGGUGGGCUGCGUGUUGGUGGAAGGGAACGAGUCCUUUUUUGCCUCACCAGAAAGUGCCCAGCCCUAAGUGUUUUCCUCUCUUGUGAUCCCCUGCCCCUUUUGUCAUUUGCAGGGGCCAAACAGUGUCCGGUUCUCCCUCUCAUGCUGCAUGCUAACCGGUUCAUUAGACUGCAGAAACUCCCCCUCCCCGCACCACCCCCAAUACCUGUCGCUUGGAUCUGGCACACCUGUAUUUCUGCCUCAGUUGCAUUGAUUUUUGCCCGAACCUCCUCAGAGAAGUAGGAAAUGAUUGCACCUGACUUCCGGCUCUCCUCUCAGCCCUUGACUCUGCAAGGCAGAGUGCCACGGCCACCCCCCACCCCCACCCAGCAUUUGCUUCUCCCACCACGCCUCAUCCUCCCUUGAACCGAAGUGCUCCUGCCCUUCCAAGAACUCCUCCAUUUCCUUUUUGGGAUUUGACACCGUUCCCCACCCGGGUCUCUGCUCUCCUAUUUUUGGUCUCAAGCAAAGGAAGAGCCGCUCCCUCUAAUUUCUCCAGCUCAUUAUAACCCGCUAUCUUGAGGCAGCUCUGGAUGUAGGACAUGUGCUCCUCUUCCCGACUUGGUCUUCUCCAACACUGCUGUCCGAGUGUGGAGCCCUCCCCACGGUCCCGACUCUGGUCAUUUGUGCCUUUCUCUUGUCCUCUCUGUACACUACUUAUACUCACUGUGGGUUGUGGGGAGCUCCUUUUAAGCAUGUUCGGUGGCAGCUCCCCGCCAGUUUCAGUGUCACUGUUAACGUUUAUCCAAAAGCAACUUCACUGCGGGUUUUCUUAAGGGGUAAAGGUCUUUGACCGAAGCUAACCCUUCCCCACAUGUGGUAGAAUGUGCUGUUCUCUAUCUACUCCUCAAUAAAGCAUGUUCUCUGCUCAAGCCUGUUGCACUCGGGAGCUCUUCCUUAAGUCUGGAAAUGGGGCAGCCGACGUGCUGCUGAUGGCAAGCAUGCUUGGCAUUUAUCUUCCCCAGCAGUGAGCUGGCUGUUGACGGAUGUGGUUUGUGGCUGUGGAAUUUUGCUCUGAUGCAGGCUAUAGAGAGAGCAAUACUCUUAACUUGUCUAGUUGGUGGGAUGAAUUCUCUCUGCCUUGCUUGGUUGCAGCUAAGAGGUACACAUAGCAUUGACAAAACCAUAUUCCUUUUUUUUUUUAUCUUUAUGCCCAACGUGGGACUUGAACUCACAACCCCAAGAUCGAGUCUCAUGUGCCUCCGACUGAGCCAGCCUCACACCUCUGUGUUUGUUACUCAAUCUUGAGCUCAUUUUCAUGUGAUUUCAAGGGCAUAGGCACAGCAGGAAGUUAGGAUAGACGGAGCACAGCGGAUACUUGGGAUGGGGUGCAGGCUGUUUUAUCCCUGUCUCCGAGUUCAUUUGCCAUUAGGUGAGCGUUGUCACCUCCAGUCAUGGAUUCUUUGCUUGAGAGGAUUUCUGAAAGACCCCUUGUCUUGUGGCACUUACCCAGGGCAGGCAGUCGGGGCCAGCACUUAUCUGGACGCUGGAAGUUGGAUUUGCCGGGGUGGUUUUUGCUCACCAUGGAAGGGUUGAGAACCCAUCCCAGUGAAUAAAGUUUCUCUUUUGUAA
Mustela erminea (ermine) is the source of this 4310-nucleotide messenger RNA. RefSeq names its product lysine acetyltransferase 7 (gene KAT7). The record is from RefSeq and is a predicted model, not a curated record. The transcript has 15 exons. Gene Ontology annotation, molecular function: histone acetyltransferase activity; zinc ion binding. Bases 152 to 1984 code for a protein of 610 amino acids. Gene Ontology annotation, biological process: regulation of DNA-templated transcription. Gene Ontology annotation, cellular component: nucleus. NCBI's taxonomy places the organism in Eukaryota, Metazoa, Chordata, Mammalia, Carnivora, Mustelidae.